Trifolium pratense (red clover) is the source of this 2018-nucleotide messenger RNA. Its product is annotated as isocitrate dehydrogenase [NADP]-like. Gene Ontology annotation, biological process: isocitrate metabolic process. The transcript has 15 exons. Gene Ontology annotation, cellular component: mitochondrion. The coding region runs from base 343 to 1593 and encodes 416 amino acids. The record is from RefSeq and is a predicted model, not a curated record. Gene Ontology annotation, molecular function: isocitrate dehydrogenase (NADP+) activity; NAD binding; magnesium ion binding. NCBI's taxonomy places the organism in Eukaryota, Viridiplantae, Streptophyta, Magnoliopsida, Fabales, Fabaceae.
AGUCGGAGAAUCUUGCAAGAUGUGAGUUCUCCUCUCUCGAUCUAUUUGGAUCAAUUUUUUGUUUUUGCUAUAAUUUUUUUUUCUAUUUAUAAAUUUAGAGAUCAUUUGGAUUUAUUUCCAAAUAUAAGUGGAACCAACCAGCACAUGAUAAAAAAGGAAGUGUUGAAAACUUGAAACAAAACAGACCAACACGUUUGUUUAUUAGAAUGAAUGAAUUCUAUAUAUAUAUAGAUUCUAGAUUCUAGAUCAGUACAACUUCAGAUGCGGGCAUCAGGCGUUGAAAAUUAAGCCCACCGCCACUUCUCUGUGUCUGCUGAAUUCUCACUUCCACGCAAACCAGAAAUGGGGUUUCACAAAAUAACGGUUCACAAUCCCAUCGUCGAAAUGGAUGGAGAUGAAAUGACAAGAGUAAUUUGGAGAAUGAUAAAAGAUAAGCUUAUUUUCCCUUUUCUGGAGCUGGAUAUUAAGUAUUUUGACCUUGGCCUUCCUCAUCGAGAUGCCACUGAUGAUAGAGUUACCAUUGAAAGUGCCGAAGCUACACUAAAGUAUAAUGUAGCUAUCAAAUGUGCAACUAUUACUCCAGAUGAAGGCCGUGUCAAGGAAUUUAACUUAAAACAAAUGUGGAAGAGUCCAAAUGGGACAAUCCGGAACAUUUUAAAUGGUACAGUUUUUAGAGAGCCAAUCAUCUGUAAAAACAUUCCUCGGCUUGUUACAGGCUGGACGAAGCCAAUAUGCAUUGGAAGACAUGCUUUCGGAGACCAAUAUCGUGCAACUGAUGCAGUUAUAAAAGGCCCAGGGAAGCUAAAAUUGGUGUUCGCACCUGGUGGACAUGAAGAAACUAAAGAGCUAGAGGUGUAUAACUUCACUGGUGCUGGAGGUGUAGCUUUGGCCAUGUAUAAUACCGACGAGUCCAUUCGAGCUUUUGCUGAGGCUUCAAUGAACAUUGCUCAUGAGAAAAAAUGGCCUCUCUAUCUUAGCACUAAAAAUACCAUUCUAAAAAAAUAUGAUGGAAGAUUCAAAGAUAUUUUCCAGGAAGUUUAUGACAGCCAAUGGAGUCAGAAAUUUAAAUCUGCAGGAAUAUGGUAUGAACAUCGUCUUAUAGAUGAUAUGGUUGCGUAUGCUCUUAAAAGUGAUGGAGGUUAUGUAUGGGCUUGCAAGAAUUAUGAUGGGGAUGUGCAGAGUGAUUUCAUAGCGCAAGGAUUUGGUUCUCUUGGAUUGAUGACAUCAAUACUGGUUUGCCCCGAUGGGAAAACAAUUGAAGCAGAGGCAGCUCAUGGUACUGUUACCCGUCAUUUUCGGGUUCACCAGAAGGGUGCUGAAACAAGUACUAACAGUAUUGCUUCAAUUUUUGCUUGGUCACAAGGUCUUGCACAUAGAGCAAAGUUGGAUGGAAAUGAAAGAUUGCUGGACUUCACGGAGAAACUUGAAGCGGCUUGCAUUGGAACAGUUGAAUUGGGAAAAAUGACAAAGGAUCUUGCGCUUCUUGUUCACGGACCCAAGGUUUCUAGGUCGCACUAUUUGAAUACUGAGGAAUUCAUUGAUGCUGUAGCCGAGGAGCUGAGAACAAGAUUAACUACACAAGCAAAGUUGUAGAGUUCAUCUUUUUCUUUUGGUCUACUUUAAUUCUAUUAGAUUGGACUAUUACUUGGGUUUAAGCAUUUAUUAUGCCGAGUUUUGGAUUUUGAGUAUGGUUGUUUGAAUAAAAAAUGGAAGAAGUUGGGUGGGGAGAAUAUUCAGGUCAGGAUGUUGCAGAUACUGGACAGACACAACAUUGACAACAGGAAGAAUCAUGCCUUAGGGACUACACCUUUCCUUAUGAUUUACUUAAAAUAAGCACUUCCUAGACCUGAAUUUCACCCCUUAUCAUAGAUAGAAAAGCUUGGUAUUCACAAAGAAUUCAAGGGUCUCGUAGAAUUUUCAACUGAUUUUGGGUUUUCCAAGUUCUAAAAGAGGAGCUAGUUAUUCCCUAUCUUAUGUUCUGUUGUUAUAGAUAUUUUAAUAUUUGAGAAAAUUAUUAC